GCACAUAUGAUGAAGAGUUCAAAGAUCAACUCAACAAGCUAGGCAAAUUGGAUGCAGAUGCUGCUAAGGACUUGAUUAGUAAACCACCUCGGGCAUGGUGUAGGGCCUACUUUGACACACAGUGUAAGAACACAAAGGUUGACAAUAACUUCACAGAAUCCUUCAAUGCUUGGAUUUUAGAAGCAAGAGGUAUGCCAAUUAUCAAAAUGUUGGAGGAAAUAAGGAUUAAGGUUAUGACUAGGUUGGCUGAAAAUGAAGACAAAGUUAGGCAUUGGAAAACUGAAUACAGUCCACAAUGCAUGAAGUUGUACAGUGAUUAUAGGGCAAUAGCACAUGGAUGCACUAUGAACUUUAAUGGUGAUUAUGGUUAUGAAGUGUCUAAAGGUGAUGAUAGGCAUACUGUGAACUUAGAGCAUAUUAGAUGCACCUGCAGAUUGUGGGACUUGUCUGGAAUUCCCUGCCCUCAUGCCAUUAAUGCAUUUAUGCAUAAGAAAGUUGUUCCAGAGAUACAAAUUCACUGGUUUUACAGUAAAGAAGCCUAUUUGCUGACAUACAAGCAUAAAAUACAACCUGUUAGAGGAAUACAACUUUGGAAUGUUGAUCCUGCUCAUGCAAUGGAACCACCUGAUAUGAUCAAAACGAUUGGAAGACCCAAGAAAAACUUCAAUUUUGAAUAUUUGAAAACUGAAACUGUUUCAGUUGUUGGGACUGCUAUGGCUUUUUAUGAGCCUGAAUUUGGUACGCAACCAUCUCAACAAUCUGCCUUUCAAACUCAAUUUGAUACUCAACAAUCAACAGCUUAUGGACCUGAUAUUGGUGAUGAUGAAGACCCAAUAUUGAGGCCAAAAACCGUCUCUGAAGCUGAUACAUUAUUGGCCAUGAGAAAGAGCAUAAUGACGUCAUCAACUGGUGGUAGAAGAAUUCAAUUCACCGGAGAUGCAACUGGGGUGUCAACUCCAACAAACUUGCCUUAUUCACCAACAAAGAUAACUUGGCGAGGAAAGGAAGCUAUUACAUGCAAUCAGUUACUAAAUGAAGCGAGGAAAAAACGUAUCAAGAUGAUGGCAAGAAAAGGGCAAGGAGAACCAGCCCCCGAUUCUUCUGAAAUAUGA
Solanum verrucosum is the source of this 1112-nucleotide messenger RNA. RefSeq lists its product as uncharacterized. Gene Ontology annotation, molecular function: zinc ion binding. Lineage: Eukaryota; Viridiplantae; Streptophyta; Magnoliopsida; Solanales; Solanaceae. Bases 192 to 1112 code for a protein of 306 amino acids. The record is from RefSeq and is a predicted model, not a curated record. The transcript has 3 exons.